Messenger RNA from Salvia miltiorrhiza (redroot sage), 710 nucleotides. RefSeq lists its product as uncharacterized. The transcript is spliced from 3 exons. NCBI's taxonomy places the organism in Eukaryota, Viridiplantae, Streptophyta, Magnoliopsida, Lamiales, Lamiaceae. The coding region runs from base 169 to 600 and encodes 143 amino acids. The record is from RefSeq and is a predicted model, not a curated record.
CAAGUAAACACUACUUUGCUUAGCAAACUUGUCCAAUUUAUGUGUUUUGUAGGUGAUUUAUGAUAUAGCCUGGCCCGUUCUAAAAUAACGGCCCGCCCUUAAAUUCACUGUUCAUUCGAGCAUCUGAUUGAGGGGCUCACCCUCGGUUCUAUUUCCAGCAUUGCUACAAUGUACAAGCUAAUAUUUGGGUCUUCCAAUUCUACCCCAAAAUCAAGGUUCAAAAAAAGAAAAUCUCAUUUCCCUCUUUCAUCUUCUAAUUCGAAUGAGCUCUAUGUUCUUCGUCAAAGAGUGAAGACCCCGUUACUGCAGAUCCCCUCCAUAGGUGUGUCGGACCAAGGAAUUGAAGAUAUCCGCUGUUUCUUCGUUGGUUGCACAAUUAAGAGGACACGCAAGGGUCAUAUCUCGAUGAACACCUUGGGAGUUUGUGACUGGAACCUCAAGUUUGUAUAUGUACUAUCCGGUUGGGAGGGCUCUGCAGCGGACUCAUGUAUUCUUCGCGAUGCACUGAACAGGCCGCACGGGUUGAGGGUCCCAAAGGGUAACAUCAUUUUCCUUACUAAGAUAUUUUGUAUUCUUGAUCACAAUGUAAUCGCUGCUUAAUUUGUACUAGUAUUAAUGAAUUGGUCAUUCUUGGAUUUUCGUUAUAGAAAAUUUCUAUUUGUACGAUAAUGGCUAUGCCAAUUGCGAGAGCUUCCUUGCACCGUAUAAAG